Molecule: messenger RNA, 2323 nt
Organism: Impatiens glandulifera
Lineage: Eukaryota; Viridiplantae; Streptophyta; Magnoliopsida; Ericales; Balsaminaceae
Product: cation/H(+) antiporter 15-like
Exons: 4
Coding region: 1-2316 (771 amino acids)
Biological process (GO): proton transmembrane transport; regulation of pH
Cellular component (GO): membrane; endomembrane system
Molecular function (GO): antiporter activity
Source: RefSeq, a predicted model, not a curated record
AUGACUACACCGAACAUCACCGGAGGAUCUGCUACUCCUUCAUUCGCAGAACAAGUUAUAUGCUAUGCUCCAUUGAUGAUAGACAGCUCGGGAGUGUGGCAGAAUGAAAACCCUAUGGAUUUCUCUAUUCCCCUCUUCCUAUUCCAAUGGAUGCUCGUCAUCAUCCUCAGCCGACUUAUGGCUUUCAUUCUCAAACCAUUGCGCCAGCCUCGAAUCAUGUCCGAGCUCAUUGGUGGCCUAAUGGUCGGCCCCUCGUUUAUGGGAGGGGGAUCGAAACUUGGCAAGCAUAUAUUUCCACCGAGAAGCUUCCUUGUUUUUGAUACGAUGGCAAACGUGGGUCUACUCUUCUUCCUCUUCCUGUUAGGAUUAGAGAUGGACAUAUCUGUGCUCGGUAAAUCUAGUAGAAGAGUGGUAGCCAUAGCUGUUGGGGGCUUACUGGUACCUCUCUUUGUACUAUGCGGCUUCUCUUUCAUUUUGCACCACCUGGAUGAGAGUUUUAAAUUGACCACGUUCAUGUUCUUCGUCCCUCUUGCCCUCUCCGUUACUGCGUUUCCAGUCCUGGCAAGAAUGUUAGCUGAGCUCAAGCUCCUCCACGUAGAGAUUGGAAGAGUAGCCAUCUCAUCUGCACUAGUUUGCGACUACUGCAUUUGGGUUCUCCUUAUAAUUGGCAUUUCCUUAGGGACAGAUCAAACUGUUUCCUUAUCGACUCUUUGGAUUCUUAUCUCCGGUGUCAUCAUUGGAUCCUUCUGUCUCUUUGGAAUCCGGCUUGCCAUCACGCGAUGGCUCAUGUUCAGAGCUCAAAUUCACGGAGAAGAGGAUAAGAAUUUCAGUGAGUUGACCAUUUGUUUAGUUCUUGCAGGGGCUAUGUUGUGUGCCUUCAGCACUGAUGCUGUGGGCUUGCAUUUUGCUUCGGGUGCAUUUGUUUACGGGCUGGCCAUCCCAAAUGGUCCUCUCGUAGCCGUCAUUGUCGACAAGCUUGAAGACAUGGUUAACGGCUAUCUCUUGCCGCUCUUCUUCUUUUUCAGUGGAAUGAAAACCAAAAUGUAUGAGAUUCAAGGGGGUUUCAUUUGGGGAAUGUUAAUCCUCAUCAUUUUCUUGGCCUGGAUUUCUAAGACUCAUGGAAAUGAUUAUUCUCAACAUUGGAUGGGAACAAAAUGUAUGUAUAUUAUAGAUAACACAGCCUACACAAUGAUGAUGAUCACAGCAGUUGUGACGACCGGGAUAGUGAUGCCUACUGUAGGAGCAAUUUAUCAGCCAGAAAUCCAGUUCAAAGCGCAUAAAUGGAGAACAAUUGAGAGUACAGCAUUCACAGCAGACGCAUUCGCAUACUUAGAAAUCCUGGCAUGCAUCCACAAUCCGAAAAGCAACGUUCCUACCAUUCUCAAUCUCGUCAGGGCUUCGCAUCCAUCUCAGGACUCCCUGCUAUCAUUGUUCCUCCUACAACUAAUCGAGCUCACCAAUAGAUCCUCUGCAAUACACAUUGUCCAGGGCAAUCCAGAUCAGCAAUCCAAGAACUGGGGAUCAACGUCGGGAUUCGACCACCUCGUGGGGGAGUUACUAGGGGAUCUAGAAGAGGUACUGACAUUCGCAUCGAUACAAACGCUGAUAACGGUUUCAUCCUAUUCCACAAUACACGAAGACAUAUGUAACGUGGCGAAAGACAAAGGGAUCGCGAUGAUCCUUCUGCCUUUCCAUAAACAGAAGACGGUGGACGAAGAGAUGGACACGAUAAAUCCAAAGUUCCAGAUGAUCAACCAGCAGGUACAAGCGAAUGCACCUUGCUCGGUUGGGAUUCUGAUAGACAGAGGUUCUGGCGGUUUGUAUAACUCGAACGAUUUCUACAACAUUGCGGUUCUUUUUUUCGGAGGAGCUGACGACAGGGAAGCGUUGUCUUACGGGUUGAGAAUGUCUCGACAUCAGAACGUGAACCUGACAAUUGUUCGGUUCGUGGCUCAUAACGAGGUGUUGGGAAAUGAAAAUAACGAAAGGGAAAUGGACGAGAGCUUCAUUGAAGAAGCGAAGAGACACCGUCAACAGGCGGUGGCGGCGUCGUGGAGGUUGAGUUACGAUGAGACGGUGGUGACGAGUUCGGAUCAGACGAUAGAAGUGAUCGGGUCGUUGGGCGGGAGUUACGAUUUCUUUGUGGUCGGGAAGACCCACAAAAUAGAUUCGAGUGUGAUGGCGGGUAUAGGGGAGUGGAGUGAUUGUCCCGAGCUUGGAGCCAUUGGAGAUUUAAUGGCAUCUCCAGAUUUCAAAAGUAAAGCAUCAGUUUUGGUAGUCCAACAAUAUUGCACUACUGCCGACUCCUCCUCAUGAAUCAAUC